This is a messenger RNA of Osmerus eperlanus (European smelt), 2032 nucleotides long. RefSeq names its product tescalcin b (gene tescb). The record is from RefSeq and is a predicted model, not a curated record. The transcript is spliced from 8 exons. Gene Ontology annotation, biological process: protein localization to plasma membrane; positive regulation of sodium:proton antiporter activity; regulation of cell adhesion mediated by integrin. Lineage: Eukaryota; Metazoa; Chordata; Actinopteri; Osmeriformes; Osmeridae. Gene Ontology annotation, molecular function: calcium ion binding; phosphatase inhibitor activity. Gene Ontology annotation, cellular component: nucleus; cytoplasm; plasma membrane. Bases 255 to 905 code for a protein of 216 amino acids.
UCGCCAUACUGUUUUAAACUUGCGGAAGUGCGCGUUAUGCGAAGGAUGGCAGCAUGAAUCGAACGACCGGGCGGAUUUAACAGCAUCUUGAACAUCAGUAACAUAUUAGCUGUUACUGAAGUUGGCUGGCCAUUGUUACUGACCGAUAUCAUUUAAACCAGUGUUUUUGUUUUAGCUGCCGUCCGACCAGCGUUGUCCAGUGCAACUCUCAUAUUCACGCGUUUGGAUUGGUCGGCAGAAGGGAUUCUCUAAUUAUGGGAGCCUUGCAGUCGUUUCCUGGGGAACCCGAAUACCUUGAUCUUGCGGAGAAGACGGGAUUUUCCCCCGAGCAGAUUGGAAUCCUGCACAAGAGAUUCAAGCAGCUAAGUCACAAUGAGGACACACUGAGUAGAGACAACUUCAACGCGAUUCCAGAUCUGGCAUGCAAUCCAAUUCGAUCCGAGAUCAUAGAGGCUUUCUUUGACAAAAGAAACUUCCAUCAGAAUAAAGUGGGGAUGGUGGAGGAAAUUGGCUUUGAGGAGUUCCUUGUGGUCAUGUCCCACUUCCGACCUCCGUCGUUGAACCUGACGGAAGAGCAGAAGGAGAGUGUCCGGAGGGAGAAGUUACGCUUCCUGUUCAACAUGCACGACACUAACAAUGACGGAACCAUCACCCUGGAGGAGUACAGACACGUGGUGGAGGAGUUGCUUUCUCGUAGCGGCUCCCUGGAGAAGGAGACAGCCAAAGGGAUCGCAGACGCAGCCAUGCUGGAAGUGGCUAGCAUAUCUAUGGGCCACAUGGAGCCGGACGAAUUUUAUGAGGGCAUCACUUUCGAGCAUUUCCUAAAGAUACUGAAGGACAUUGAGAUAGAAACAAGGAUGAACAUUCGCUUUCUGAACAUGGACACACCCACACUUUGCAAGUGAAGAUGGUCUAUGAUGCCUGUUUCUCAUUCUGCCUCUCUUCCAGGAACCCUCUUUUAUUCUGUAAGCUAGGAGGUCACACUUUUAGUUCUGUUGAAGAGCACUGAUUGUGUUAACGCUUUGGUUAACGGGUCUUGCCAGAUCUUUCUGUCCAGCUGCCUUGAUACUAACACUUUUUAUUGUUGUUAAAAGCAUUAAGAACAGGCUGAUGUUAACGUAUGGAUAACUAUACAAGCAUGUAGCUAAUCAUGCUGUCUUAUGCAGGGAUAUAUACCCAUUGUUGAAUAAUAACAAUGCAUGCAUUGGGAUGCAUACUAAAUUCAACCAUAGAUUACAGUCAAUCCCAUAAAGCAAUAAUUAGUCUUUCAUGUAAAAGUUAAAACAGGGCAGGUUGAGGAUGCUGAAUCUCAAUUAAUUAUGGGAAUAUGGUCACCUCCAAUAUGCAAUAUAUAUUAUAUACUAUAUCCAAACUCAGACUGUUACAAAUUGUUGUAUUUGGAUAUAAAUGUUAUCCAGCAUGCAUAAUCUUCACAAUAUAUAAUGAUUAUCUUAUAUUGUAUAUCUAACAAACAAGAAAAGGGUUUGUUUAGUUGUUAAGGCUUUUGCACAGCCUGUUAAUGUGUUGACAGUGAAUGUGAAAUUAUAUUAUUCUAUAGUUUACAGUACAGUUCUGUUUAUUGUAAAAACACUAGAAACCAGACCUAGCUGACUGCAGGACUGUACUGAACACUUUUGAUUUUUCCAUGUAAAACAUAUUUUAUCGUGAGGUGAGGAAAAUUAUAUUGUGUUAAUUUUCUUAAGAUUAAUUUGCAGUCGACGGAAACGGAAUAUCCUUGAGCAAAUUUUGCGUCAUUGUGUUUUUGUUUCCUGUGAUGACCAAAGAGAUAUGAAGAAACACUGACGAUACGGUGUCCAGAACAGGAGCCUCUACUGAUGUUUGGUGUUUGCUGCCCUCUAGAGACCAAAGAUAUGAAUAACUCUGUUUACGUCCUUUGAUUCACAUUACAUGCUAAACAAACAUUUUCACAGUGCAAAUGUUUUUGCUGUUUUUUAAUUUAUUUUGUCUAAAUCUCAUCUGUGCACGGUACUGAAAUCACACUGGAUUGUGAAAUAAAAAUUAUUAGAAAAUU